GAGACUUCCCUAGAUCAGCCGUCGCCGUCUCAGCAAAGUGGCAUUAAAUCAGCAUGUUCUUCUCCAAGAUUAUUUCCGCUUCGCUGGGCCUCUACAGCUUGCUUGGCUCCGUAGCAGCCUAUACUAACCCCAUCCGUAAUCCAGGAGGCGGUGACCCGCAAAUCUCGUGGUACGACGGCUAUUACUACCUGAUCUCGACGGAGUGGACCAACCUCCAGCUCUCCCGCGCAACCACCAUCGAGGGGUUGAAGACCGCAACACCAAGGGUCAUCUACGAGGACUCUACGCCAAAUCGAUGCUGCAACGUGUGGGCUCCUGAGCUUCACAACUUUGAUGGGGCCUGGUAUCUCUACUACACAGCUGGCAAUGCAAAUAACGGGGACGAUCAGCGUAUGCAUGUGCUGAAGGGCGGCGCCUCCCCCUGGGACACCUGGUCCUACGCCAACCAAGUCACCGACGACUGGUCGCUCGACGGCACCGUCGUCCGCAUCAAUGACUGGGGUAACUACUUCGUAUACUCGUGCAUGACCGGCGUGCCCCACCAAUCGACCUGCGUCCGCAAACUCAACUCCGACUACAUCUCCGCUGGCCCCAACAUCAGCAUCAUCUCGACCCCCGACCAGCCGUGGGAGCAGUCCCGAGUCCCCGUCCAGGAGGGCCCGUACGGUCUCUACUUCGGCGGCAAGACGUACAUCGCGUACUCGGCGAACUACUGCUGGACGCCCGACUACUGCGUGGCGUUGCUGGAGUGGGACGGUGUGAGCGACCCCGAAAUGGCUGCGGCAUGGGAGAAGAGCGAUGGAUGCAGACUUACGCAAGCGAAUGGCAACUUUGGCACGGGGCAUAACAGUUUCUUCACCAGCCCGGAUGGCAACACGACAUACAUUGCCUACCAUGCUACUUCGGCUGCUGGCGGCGCUUGCGAUGACAACAGAUAUGUCAUGGUGCAGCCCAUCUCUGCGAGGGAGGAUGGCAGCCCUGACUUUGGUGUCCCGCAGGCGUUUGGGAGCGAGUAUCCGGAGCCGAGCGCUUAGAUCUAGAUGCGAUGGACAGCAACUUGUGAGGUCAUAGCAGGCUCUGAUGGUCGCCAUUAGACCAAAAUGACAUUCAUUAUCAUUGUGCUUCAAGCUUGUUGUUGGGGUGGAAUGACUUGCACACUAGUUGCCAGGAGGACCAACGGACGGUAUGCUUGAGGCGGGCGCAGGUACUUGCAUAAGAAUUGGGCAGCUAGACUAAGCUUGAUGCUACCUGGACAGUUCUGCGUCCAAUGCCAGCUCAUCAGUGAGAACAGUGUACAGCAACUUGCCAUGUAUUUUUGAUUGGUGACCACGACUACGUCUAUGCGCUAGGCUACUGUGUUCUGGUGAAAUGGAAUGCUUCGCCAUAUGUUCGUCACAUAUACAGUAGUAUCAGUCAUCUGCCCGCUUCAUGCAUCUCAACAUCCCUUCCCAUCAUUUGUAAGGGGAUAGACCCCAGCGGCCAUGCAGAAGACUGCAAGUAAGUGACUGAUCAAUAGAUGCCUUGGUAAAC
Molecule: messenger RNA, 1530 nt
Organism: Didymella exigua CBS 183.55
Lineage: Eukaryota; Fungi; Ascomycota; Dothideomycetes; Pleosporales; Didymellaceae
Product: glycoside hydrolase family 43 protein
Exons: 3
Coding region: 54-1034 (326 amino acids)
Biological process (GO): carbohydrate metabolic process
Molecular function (GO): hydrolase activity, hydrolyzing O-glycosyl compounds
Source: RefSeq, a predicted model, not a curated record